Molecule: messenger RNA, 603 nt
Organism: Lichtheimia ornata
Lineage: Eukaryota; Fungi; Mucoromycota; Mucoromycetes; Mucorales; Lichtheimiaceae
Exons: 5
Coding region: 1-603 (200 amino acids)
Source: RefSeq, a predicted model, not a curated record
AUGCCGACAUCAAAGACGAAGAUGUAUCUGUUGGUAGCAUUGACGAAGAUGGCAACUGCAUCAUUGUCGAAGUGGAUGAAUCCAAGUUUGGGAAGCGUAAAAGCCACAAAGGCCAUCGUGGUGAAGCGAAAUUCGAACAGACUGUUGGAAGGGGUACAAUGGUCUCGCACGUAUUCUUGGCAAACGCUACGCCAUGAGACUGUCAACCACGCCAAGGAGUUCAAGACUGCAGCUGGUGUUCAUACAAAUACCAUCGAAGGAACCUGGAAUGGCAUCAAGUCCAUUAUUAAGGCCCGCCACAGAACAGCUCCGAUCAUGAAUUAUCGUCUUGCCGAGUUCAUUUUCCGUCGCAAGCAUGCUGGGGACUUCUGGGGUGGCAUUAUCAAGGCAUUAAAAGAAGUAUCCUUUGACAAGGUUACUUCUUCGGAUGAUAUAGAUGAAGAAUUCAUCUAUACAGAGGUCAAACGGGAACGUAGCGAUUUGGAUCACGAUGAUUCGGAGUUCAAUGAUAAUACGCAAUGGGAAACCGAUACCGAGGAUGAUGAUGACACAUCAGGUGAAUACACAGCUGACUCUCAUAGAAAACGCCCUAGAGGCCAAUGA